CGAGAGAGGUGGCUCGAUCGGCGCGGAGCCUCCAACUACCUUCAGUUGUUUCAGAACCACCGUACGGUUCGAAUGUCAUUCCGUUACGUGGCGUGUUUUUUUUCCCCGUCGAUAGAUACAUACGUAUAUCCUUAUACGUGAGACAGUCAGUGUUGUUUGAGUGAGUGCGCGCGCGAUUGUGUGAGUGCGCGCGCGUACCAUAGGCGCUCCGAAGAGGACCCGAGGCGAAGAGGAACGAACGAGCGUUCCUAUCGUGAAAUCGUAUAGGAGUAAGAGUUAUAUGUAUAUACGAGAUCGAUCGAUCUACCGAUGUGAAUAAACGUUUUAUUCUUACAUCGUUAUAGUCGUCUCAUACAUAGACUCGCAUACACCAUUGCGUUUUUUUUCUUCAUCUUCUCCGAAUUUGUGAGAGAUCGAGAUUCGAUCGUGGGCUCUUUACGAUCAUUAACAUUUUCUUAAGACGUUACGUUCAACGAUCGAGCUUCUUUUUCGAGACCGUUUACGAAGGAUAGUUGGAGUGAGAGAGAGAUAGAUAGAUAGAUAGAUAGAUAGAUAGAGAGAGAGAGAGAGAGAGAACUUGAGUGAGAGAGAGAGAGAGAGAGAUAGAAAGAGACAUUUACAAGUGCUCGUCUCGACCGGUGCGAACGUACACGCACCCGCCGCCUCUCCAACGAUUUCGAUCGACAACGUGAAGUCAGCAACGAGUGUUCCGGCGUAUCGCCGACAAAGAAGUGUGUGUCGCCAUGACUAAUUCGAUCGGCUAAGGUGUAGUGAUCGAGGCGUUUACCUCCGAUUUUGAGGUAUUGGGAAACUCGCGAAGGAAAAGCACUACAAAAUGGGUGAAAUUCUUGGUUCGGCGAGUUUCCUUCAUCUCGGCGAUAUCGUCAGUCUCUACGCCGAGGGAAGUGUUUCAGGUUUUCUUUCCACAUUGGGAUUGGUAGACGACAGAUGCGUCGUGUGUCCAGAAGCUGGAGAUUUGACGAAUCCACCAAAAAAGUUCAGAGAUUGCCUCUUCAAGAUAUGUCCUAUGAAUCGUUAUUCCGCCCAAAAGCAAUUUUGGAAGGCGGCAAAGCAAAGUGGCAGUUCCGGUACAGACGCUGGAUUAUUGAAAAGACUUCACCAUGCCGCAGAAAUCGAAAAAAAGCAAAAUGAAACCGAGAAUAAAAAAUUGUUGGGCUCCGUCGUCUCCUAUGGCAACGUCGUUCAGCUUUUGCAUUUGAAGUCAAAUAAGUUUUUGACCGUUAACAAGAGAUUACCGGCGCUUCUUGAGAAGAACGCAAUGAGGGUAUAUCUAGAUGCAAAUGGGAACGAAGGUUCUUGGCUUUACAUAAUGCCAUUUUAUAAAUUGCGAAGUGACGGCGACAGCGUUGUCGUUGGCGAUAAGGUGAUAUUAGAACCGGUGAAUGCUGGAAGACAAGGACUUCAUGUAGCAGCCAAUUACGAGCUGAGCGAUAAUCCUGGAUGUAAAGAAGUGAAUGUCGUUAAUUCGUCAACAUCCUGGAAAGUGACACUCUUUAUGGAGCAUAGAGAGAAUCAAGAAGAGAUACUUAAGGGUGGCGACGUCGUUAGACUCUUUCAUGCCGAGCAGGAAAAAUUUUUAACGAUGGACGAAUAUAAAAAGAAACAACACGUUUUCCUUAGAACAACAGGAAGGACUAGUGCGACUGCUGCUACUAGUAGUAAAGCAUUAUGGGAAGUGGAAGUUGUGCAACAUGAUCCUUGCAGAGGUGGAGCAGGACAUUGGAAUUCUCUUUUCAGAUUCAAGCAUUUAGCAACAGGUCAAUAUCUUGCUGCUGAGAUUGAUACGGACGAGCCUUAUGAGACCAAUAAUAGCAAGCGUGAUUCUGCUGUUCAAGUUUAUAGAUUGGUCUCAGUACCACACAGCAACGAGAUUAGUUCUUUAUUCGAAUUAGAUCCAACCACAUUAACGAGGGGUGAUAGUUUAGUACCUCAAUCUUCCUUCGUUAGGUUACACCAUAUAUGUACAAAUACGUGGGUUCACUCGACGAGUGUACCGAUUGACAAGGAUGAUGAAAAGCCAGUAAUGUCCAAGGUGGGUUGUGCUUUAAACAAAGAAGACAAAGAGGCUUUUGCAUUGAGAUCUGUAUCACCGGUAGAGGUACGAGAUUUAGAUUUUGCAAACGAUGCCUGUAAAGUUUUAGCAUCCAUAAACUGUAAAUUGGAGAAGGGUACGAUUUCUCACAAUGAACGGAGGGCCGUAACUAGUUUAUUGCAAGAUAUAGUUUAUUUUAUUGCGGGACUAGAAAACGAGCAAAAUAAAUCCGAGGCGUUGGAGUUAAUCGUAACGAAUGCAGUUAGAGAUCGACAAAAGUUACUCCGAGAACAAUAUAUUCUGGGUCAAUUAUUUAAGAUACUUCAGGCACCGUUUUUAGAGUCGGCCGAAGGUGAGGGACCAUUUCUUAGAAUAGAGGAACUUAACGAUCCAAGACAUGCACCGUACAAAUAUAUGUUUCGAUUGUGUUAUCGUAUACUUAGAUUGUCGCAACAGGAUUACAGAAAAAAUCAGGAAUAUAUUGCCAAACAUUUUGCUUUCAUGCAAAAACAAAUUGGAUACGAUAUAUUGGCAGAGGAUACGAUCACAGCUCUUUUACACAAUAAUCGAAAAUUAUUAGAAAAGCAUAUUACAGCUGCCGAAAUCGAGACGUUCGUAGGUCUUGUGAGAAAAAAUAUGCACAAUUGGGAAUCUAGAUUUUUAGAUUAUUUAUCGGAUUUAUGUAUCUCCAAUAAGAAAGCAAUUGCCGUAACACAGGAAUUGAUAUGUAAAAGUGUACUCAGCGAAAAAAAUAAGGAUAUUCUCCUAGAGACCAGGAUGAUGAAGGUUAAAACUGAAAUGAAAAUGAUUGAUCAAAAGCAAGACAAUGACGAGCCUCAAAUAAUCGUUAAAGAGAAAGAUGAAGUAUAUCUUUUCUGGAACAAUGCAACGAAAUCAAAAUCUUUAUGUGAGUUAGCAAAGAACGCUAAGCUGGGUAAUUUACUAGGACCAGCAAUUUUGGAUUAUUACAGACAUCAAUUGAACUUGUUUAGCAAUAUGUGUCUUAACAGGCAGUAUUUAGCACUUAACAAUUUGUCACCGCAUUUGGAUAUAGAUCUCAUACUUAAAUGUAUGGAAGAUGCAACUGUACCAUAUGAAUUGCGUGCUUCGUUUAGUCGACUUAUGUUACAUCUUCAUGUGGAUAGAGAUCCACAAGAACAAGUGACACCAGUAAAGUAUGCCCGUCUUUGGUCCGAAAUUCCAUUAAAAAUGAGCAUUAAUGAUUACGAUACAAAUAAAAUGCCCGACGAAAAUAAAGAAGCCGUUCGCGUAAAAUUUAGUUCGACAAUAAAAUUCGUGGAAGAUUAUCUCUGCAAUGUUGUUGCAAAGAUGUGGUCUUUUGCAGAUCAAGAACAAAAUAAGCUUACGUUUGAGGUGGUUAAAUUAGCACGCGAUUUAAUUUAUUUUGGAUUCUAUAGCUUUAACGAUCUGUUAAGAUUAACUAAAACGUUAUUAAGUAUCUUGGAUUGUGUCUCUGAAAAUGAUUUCAUUGAUGGGAAAAUACCAACCGGAGAAAUUGACUCUGAGUCUAUGGAUUCUGAAGAGGCAGCCGAAGGAGGAGUUCUCCGAUGUAUUGGAGAUAUGGGUGCUGUGAUGACAAGUUUAACUUUAGGACCAGCUGGACAAGUAUUAGCUGGAAGUUCAUCUCCGAGGCCGAAAACUACUUCAAAAAAAGAAUAUCCCUUGGUGAUGGACACCAAAUUAAAAAUAAUUGAAAUACUUCAGUUUAUUCUCGACGUUCGAUUGGACUAUAGAAUUUCAUGUUUAUUAAGCAUUUUCAAACAAGAAUUCGAUGAAACUGAAAAAGCUUCGGGUCAAGACUUAAGUCAACUUUGUCAGAAAACUAUCGAUUUGGAAUCCAUUGGAACACAAGCCGAAGGAAUCUUUGGAAGCAGUGAAGAAUGUGUGGCAUUGGAUCUAGAUGGUUUAGGUGGCAGAACAUUUUUACGCGUUUUACUUCAUCUAGCAAUGCACGAUUAUCCACCUUUAGUAUCCGGAGCUUUGCAUUUAUUAUUUAGACACUUUAGUCAAAGGCAAGAAGUAUUGCAAGCUUUUAAACAGGUACAAUUAUUAGUCUCGGAUAGCGAUGUUGAAUCGUACAAGCAAAUUAAAGCAGAUUUAGAUGUUUUACGACAAUCGGUUGAGAAAUCUGAGCUUUGGGUGUACAAGUCAAAAGCUACGGAAGAACAUGGAAAUAAAAAGAAGAAGAGCAAAGAGGACGAAGAAGAUUCUUCGACGCCUCGUAAAGCACCGCCACAGUUGUCUACGUCGGAUAAAAAAGGAUCUGCAAUUGAUUUAGAUAUUGGUCCACCAUUAAGUGUGGAUCAAGCCGAGGAAUAUAAAAAAAUUCAACAAAUAUUAAUACGAAUGAAUAAGCUGUGUAUCCAAACGAUACCGGGUGGACAAAUAAAGCCACGUAAACACGAACAAAGACUUUUGCGUAAUGUUGGUGUGCAUACCGUUGUAUUAGAUCUAUUACAAGUCCCUUUUGAUGAUACAGAAGAUGUUAGAAUGAAUGAACUGAUGCGUUUGGCACAUGAUUUCUUGCAAAAUUUUUGUCUGGGCAAUCAACAGAAUCAGGUUCUGUUACACAAACAAUUAGAUCUAUUUUUAAAUCCUGGUAUACGAGAGGCUCAAACAGUAUGUAGCAUUUUUCAAGACAAUUCUACUCUUUGCAAUGAAGUGAGUGUUAAAGUGAUUCAGCACUUUGUCCAUUGCAUAGAAACACAUGGGAAACAUGUGCAAUAUUUAAGAUUCCUUCAAACUAUCGUGAAAGCAGAAAAUCAGUUUAUAAGAAAAUGUCAGGAAAUGGUGAUGCAAGAGCUUGUUCAAGCGGGAGAGGACGUUUUGGUUUUUUAUAACGACAGAGCUUCAUUUAAUCAAUUCGUGGAAAUGAUGCGAUCGGAAAGACAUAGAAUGGAUGAAAGUAGUCCACUUAAAUAUCACGUUGAAUUGGUGAAGUUAUUAGCUUGUUGUACCAUGGGUAAAAAUGUUAAUACCGAGAUCAAAUGUCAUAGUCUUUUACCGCUCGAUGAUAUCGUUGCUAUGGUAUCACAUCCGGAUUGUAUACCAGAGGUGAAGGAAGCUUACAUCAAUUUCCUUAACCAUUGUUACAUAGAUACUGAAGUAGAGAUGAAAGAAAUUUAUAAUUCCAAUCAUAUGUGGUCCUUAUUCGAAAAGUCGUUUAUUGUAGAUAUGACAUUGAUAGCAACACCUAAAAAUGAUCAACAAGAUGCAGAUAUUGCUUUAGAGAAUUAUGUAACAAGCUGUUUAAUGAAUAUCAUUACUACGUUCUUCAGCAGUCCAUUUUCCGAUCAGAGUACGACGGUCCAGAAACAACUGCACGAGGCUAGACUUUAUUGGAGCAUCAAGGAAUGUGACCGGAAUAUUGACAAUAAUCUUGCAACUUAUACCCGACAGCCUAUAUUUGUCCAGUUACUUCAUGCAGCAUUUAAAGUAUCACAAUGUAUAUGGUUGAAUGCAGGGCAAAGAUUUAAUGUAGAAAAUUGUAUAAGAACUUUAUCCGACGUUGCUAAGGGAAGAGGUAUUGCCAUCCCUACUGAUCUAGAAAGUCAAGUUGCAUCUAUGUUUAAUAAAGCAGCGAUGCUUAGUAGACAAACAAGUAAAUGGCUUCAAGCUGCUAAACAACCGAAAAUAGAGCGUACUCAGAGUCAGGUGAUGCGUCUGGAUCGUAGUAUUAUAGAAGGUUUACAAGACAUAGUAUGUUUAUUAGAAGAACAACUUAAACCAUUGGUACAAUCAGAAUUAUCCUUGUUGGUUGACAUCCUCUAUCGACCGGAACUUUUAUUUCCAGCAGCAACUGAAGCUAGAAAACGAUGUGGAAAUGGUGGAUUUAUUAGGAGAUUGAUCAAGCAUACCGAAAAAUUACUUGAAGAAAAAGAAGAAAAAUUGUGUGUAAAGGUAUUAAAAACUCUUCGAGAAAUGAUGGCGAUUGAUCCCGAAUACGGGGAAAAAAAUGAAGAUAUUUUGGAACAUGCAGAUUCAGAAAAGAAGACCGAAUCUCAACUUGGAACAGAUUCCAAUGAUCAAUGUGAUCGUCAUAUGACUCAGGAAGAGCGGGGUGAUGCAUUAAGGCAUAAUUUACUGACACGUUACUUCGGAAAAACUUUUAUUCAGAAACCUGAAAAUGUUGAAAUUGGGGUAUCCUGUACAAUGGCCGUAACUCAUGGACCAGGAGCCAAGAUGUUGAGUCGUGCAGGACGGACUUUGCACGAAGUUCAAAGUCAUUUGGAUAAAGAAGGUGCUUCAGAUUUGGUUGUAGAACUGGUUAUUAAAAGUGUACACUCUCCUAGUAUAUUCGUAGAAGUUGUAGAAUUAGGAAUAGCCCUUUUGGAAGGUGGCAAUCCGAUUAUACAAAAAAGUGUAUUCAAUAAAUUGAUGGGAGGUGAUUUAAGUCAAUCGUUUUUCAAGGUUUUUUACGAUAAAAUGAAAGAUGCGCAACAAGAAAUUAAGUCCACCGUGACGGUGAAUACAUCCGAUAUAACAGCAAAAACUAAUGAAGAUAAGGAACCAAAUAAGGAAAUAGAAAAAAUAUCAAGAAAACGUGCAACAGGUAAGCCUAAUGGAAUCGUUUGUACCGAUGAUUUACGAGAUGAUUUAAAUACAACUACGGCGACUAAUGCUCAAGCAUACGGGAACACGCGUAAUCUUAUACCUGGAGAAGACGUAACAAAUAAUGCAGUGGAGGAAAUAAUUGGUGACAAAUUAGAAAGAAUACGUGCUGAACCUUCGGCUGGCGUUGAAAAAGAUGACACUCAGCUUAGCGUAAAAGUAUUAGUAAUGCAACCAAUUUUACGUUUUUUACAAUUGUUGUGCGAAAAUCAUAAUCAUAAUCUUCAGAAUUUUCUUCGCAAUCAAAACAAUAAAACCAAUUUUAAUUUGGUAUCGGAAACACUAAUGUUUCUUGAUUGUAUUUGUGGAUCGACAACCGGUGGAUUAGGUUUACUUGGAUUAUAUAUCAAUGAAAAUAAUGUUGCAUUAAUUAAUCAAACUUUGGAGACUUUGACGGAAUAUUGUCAAGGACCUUGUCAUGAUAAUCAGAAUUGCAUCGCCAUACACGAAUCUAAUGGUUUGGAUAUUAUAACGGCUUUGAUAUUGAACGAUAUUAAUCCUUUGGGUAAAACUAGAAUGGAUUUGGUAUUGGAACUGAAAAAUAAUGCUAGUAAAUUGUUAUUGGCUAUUAUGGAAAGUAGAGGCGACAGCGAGAACGCUGAAAGAAUAUUAUACAACAUGAAUCCAAAGCAAUUAGUGGAUGUGGCUUGUAGAGCAUUUCACCAAGAAUCAUUGGAUGAUGUAACUGAUAUUGAUGAUUCAUCAACUAAUGGAGAGGAAGGGGUAUCUCCUAAAGAGGUCGGUCAUAAUAUUUAUAUCUUAUGUCAUCAAUUGGCUCAACAUAAUAAAGAGUUAGCAACGAUGUUAAGGCCAUCGGAAGAAAAUAAUGCCGAUCCGAAAAUCAAUAAAGCAUUGCAAUACUAUGCAUCGCAUACAGCUCAAAUUGAGAUUGUCAGGCAUGAUAGAACAUUAGAACAAAUAGUUUUUCCGAUACCAGAAAUAUGCGAGCUUAUUACCGUUGAUACGAAGAUUAAAGUGUUACAUACCACUGAACGCGAUGAUCAAGGAUCAAAAGUAUCAGAUUUCUUUGAAAGAACAGAGGAUAUGUUUAAUGAAAUGAAGUGGCAGAAGAAACUUAGAGGACAGCCAGUAUUAUUUUGGAUGAGCAGUUACAUGUCAUUGUGGAGUAAUAUUUUGUUUAAUUGUGCUGUCCUUAUAAACCUCAUUGUAGCAUUCUUCUAUCCAUUUGUAGAUUCUGUACCAAAACUUGGUUCUCAUUUGUCAGCUCUUAUUUGGGCUGUAAUGCUAUCAUCCGCAGCUAUUGUUAUUACGUUACCACGGGAAUCGGGUAUACGUACAUUAGUUGCAUCAACAAUUUUACGAUUAAUAUUUUCUAUAGGACCAGAACCAACUUUGUGGUUACUUGGAUUUGUUACGAUCGUUUUAAAGAUUAUUCACCUAAUAAGUAUUAUAGGAAAUCAGGGGACCCUAACUAAAAGUUUAGAACAAAUAAUUACAAAUGGUGAAAUAUUAUAUCACGCGUCAUACUUAAUAUUUUGUGUACUAGGACUUUUGAUGCAUCCAUUUUUCUAUUCGGUUUUGCUUUUUGAUGUGGUUUAUCGAGAAGAAACAUUGCUCAAUGUAAUAAGAUCUGUAACGAGAAACGGAAGAUCUAUUAUACUCACUGCUGUAUUGGCUUUGAUUUUAGUUUAUAUGUUUUCUAUUAUCGGAUUUAUGUUCUUUAAAGAUGAUUUUCUGGUCAGCGUGGACGAAGAAAUUAUUCCAACACUUGAUGAUGAAACUACCAAUACUUGUAAAAUUAGUAAUAGUGAAAAGUGUGAACCGAGUGAAACAAUGUCACGAUAUAUACGUGAAGUUAACGAACAAGGAAAUAACCAAGAUUUGGUUAACAUUGGGGGUGAAAUAAAAGAACGGGCUUGUGAUUCAUUAGUUAUGUGCAUCGUUACAACAUUGAAUCAAGGUUUAAGAAAUGGCGGAGGAAUAGGUGAUGUUUUAAGAGCACCAUCAAGCACAGUAAUAUCAUUUUGUGAACCACUAUUUGUUGCUAGAGUCGUAUACGACUUACUAUUCUUCUUCAUAGUGAUAAUUAUUGUUUUGAAUCUCAUAUUUGGUGUUAUUAUCGAUACGUUUGCUGAUCUUAGAUCAGAGAAACAACAAAAAGAAUUGAUUUUAAAGAAUACUUGUUUUAUUUGUGGUUUAAAUAGGUCAGCUUUUGAUAAUAAAACUGUAUCUUUCGAAGAACAUGUAAAACAUGAACACAAUAUGUGGCAUUACCUUUAUUUCAUCGUUUUAGUAAAGGUAAAAGAUCCAACAGAAUUUACAGGUCCGGAGUCGUACGUUUAUGCAAUGGUGAAGGAUAGAAAUCUUGAUUGGUUUCCACGAUUAAGAGCAAAAUCUUUAGCGGCUGACGAGGGUGAGGGAGAACAAGUAGAAUUGAGAAGUUUACAAUCACAAUUAGAAUCUACUCAGCAAUUGGUAAAAUGUCUUUCACAGCAACUUACAGAAUUGCGUGAUCAGAUGACGGAACAAAGAAAGCAAAAACAACGUCUCGGUCUUUUAAAUUCUGCAUCUCCGCUUUUACACAAUAUAUAAACGCGGAUUUGACAAAUGCUACGGAUGUAAAAGAAAUAUAUAUAUAUAUAUAUAUAUAUAUAUAUUUAAAAAUUUUAAAUAAAUAUUUUAAAUUUAUACAGAUAUCUGUAUACACAUUAUCUGUAUAAAUUUAAAACUAAGUUGUUAUGUCCUUAGCCGUAGCUGCAUUUUACCUUGAUAUUCUAAAAGGAUACAUGUCCAUAUGUUUCUGGCAAAAUUUAAGGACAUUAAAAAUCGAUAGGUAGGCAUCUCGGAAUAUGCGUACGGUUUUGUUCCUAAUUUUGAAGAAAAUGAUCUAUAUAAUGAAAUGAUAUGACAUGGAGAUAUUAAGUAUGAUGCGGACUUCAGUUUUUUUUUUUUUUUUUUAUUAUUUAUCAUGCCAUCUCAACUUAUUAUAAUUUAUAUUAUCUUGAAGAUCUUAUAUUCUGAUACUGAAUCAUUCAUUUACAUUACUUGAAAUAUCUAAACAAUUAUUAUUAUUAUUAUUUUUUUUUUCGUGAAUACGAAUAGUGAAAAUAAUUAAAAAUAGCUAUUCAUACAUGCGACUUAAGAAGGGAUAUCGUGAAAAGUAUAAAAAAAAAGAUUCUAAUUUAAAGAUUUAUUAUAUUGAUUUAGUAGGAGUGCAAGUAGUAUGUAAGUAACUCGAUUGACUUAAAUGCAGCAUUUUAAUAGUGGUUUAAACAAAUUUUUAUCAUUUACGUCAGAUCUGUCUAUUCAAUUAUAGCAUUAAAUUGAAUGUGAUUUAUUGUUAUUGCAUUUAGAAAACGAAUAUAUUAUAUAUGAGAAUCUAGUAUUUAGCAUCUCGUAAGAAAUGAAACUUUCUUUUUUGCAAGUGAUCGCUACGAUUUAUUUUUACUUUUAUUCUAUGACACAUCACACAGUCAUACUAUUAUAGCAUAAUACAUUCUUCUUUUUUAAUUAGAUCUUGAAAGUCUAUUUCAUUGAUAAUAAAAUUCAGCGAUCACCUACGAAACAGACACGUUUUUCUUUCUCGAUAGUUUGUGUAUAAAGUUAUAUUUAUAUUUCUAAGCAAAGAAAUAUGAGAUGUAUUUCAGAAUGAUAUGAAAGUACGUUUUCAUUAGCGCACAAUUUGUUAUGCUUUUCAUUUUAAAUCGAAUAUUGUAGAUUUAAAAAAAAUUCAAAUCUAAACAAUUGUUAUCUAUGUUACACAUAUAUACUAUUGUGUUUCUUAAUUGUUGAUACUUGAUGAAUAUGUUGCUUUAUUGGGAA
Molecule: messenger RNA, 10468 nt
Organism: Vespula pensylvanica (western yellowjacket)
Lineage: Eukaryota; Metazoa; Arthropoda; Insecta; Hymenoptera; Vespidae
Gene: Itpr
Product: inositol 1,4,5-trisphosphate receptor
Exons: 45
Coding region: 836-9238 (2800 amino acids)
Biological process (GO): calcium ion transmembrane transport
Cellular component (GO): endoplasmic reticulum; membrane
Molecular function (GO): inositol 1,4,5 trisphosphate binding; inositol 1,4,5-trisphosphate-gated calcium channel activity
Source: RefSeq, a predicted model, not a curated record